Messenger RNA from Gasterosteus aculeatus aculeatus (three-spined stickleback), 1588 nucleotides. It is a transcript of the gene ora1, whose product is annotated as olfactory receptor class A related 1. Gene Ontology annotation, molecular function: pheromone receptor activity. Gene Ontology annotation, cellular component: membrane. Lineage: Eukaryota; Metazoa; Chordata; Actinopteri; Perciformes; Gasterosteidae. The record is from RefSeq and is a predicted model, not a curated record. Gene Ontology annotation, biological process: G protein-coupled receptor signaling pathway.
UUGACUUUCUGUCCACCUUUCAGCAGCAUGGAUCUGUGCGUCACCAUCAAAGGGGUCUCCUUCCUCCUGCAAACAGGCAUGGGCAUCUUAGGGAACACGGUGGUGCUGCUGGCCUACGCUCAGCUCAUCUACGCCGAGCCCAAGCUCCUACCCGUGGACAUGAUCCUGUGCCACCUGGCCUUCGCCAACCUGAUGCUGCUGCUGACCCGCUGCGUCCCGCAGACCAUGAGCGUGUUCGGGCUGCGGGACCUGCUGGGUGACCCCGGCUGCAAGGUGGUGAUCUACGCCUACCGCAUCGGCCGGGCUUUGUCGGUCUGCGUCACCUGCAUGCUCAGCGUCUUUCAGGCGGUGACCCUUGCCCCCGCCGGACCCCGUCUGUCCAGGUUGAAGCCCGCACUUCCCUCCCUGGUGCUGCCCACCUCCGCAGGGCUGUGGCUCCUCAACAUGGCCGUGUGCGUCGCGGCCCCUCUCUUCUCCAUGGCGCCGCGCAACGGCACCGCCCCGGCCUUCACCCUCAACCUUGGCUUCUGCCACGUGGACUUCAGGGACAACCUGUCCUACGUGAUCAACGGCGUGGCGGUCUCUGUGCGGGACUUCGCCUUCGUCGCCCUGAUGUUGGGCUCGAGCGGUUACAUCCUGCUGCUGCUGCUGCACCGCCACAGCCGCCGGGUGAGGGGGAUCCGUCGCUCUCAGGGCGGCGGGGCGGAGACCAGGGCGGCCAAAACAGUGAUCACCCUGGUGGUUCUGUACGCGGUCUUCUUCGGGAUCGACAACGCGAUCUGGAUCUACAUGCUGACGGUGGCAAAGGUGUCGCCCGUGGUGGCUGAUAUGAGGGUGUUCUUCUCCUCCUGCUACGCCUCUCUCAGCCCAUACUUCAUCAUUUCCUCCAACAAGAAGGUCAAGGCAAAGAUCCUGUGUGCAGCGGAGCAGGACCAGCCGUCAGUGGACAACCAGGAGACGAGCGACAAAUGACACCCUCGCUUUGUUUUGACAGGCUGUCGACUAACAAGGCGGCAGAGCUGUACUCUCAGACCUCAUCUUUUUCCACACUGCUGCACGGAUGAGUGACAUUUACUGAGACCCCUUGUUGGACAAACCGUAUUUAUAUUUUCAGCAAAAUCUAAAAUAUGCUGUACCCACCCUGUGGUAAACACCAUCAUCUUCAUUGCAGCUAAAAGAAUUCAAUGAGUAAAGAAGUGAAUUCAUCUGCAUAAGCUUUGAGUAUUGGUUAGUUGUCAAUUUACAUGAUUGGAUGCUUUACUUGGCAUUUGAGUUAGAGACUGUUGCUUGUAUGAUGAGCAUUUUAAAGAGGAAUAAAGCCAAAACUGAGGACAUCAUAGGCAUGCCAUUGAAAUAGUUUGAGUAAUUUGAGGUUUAACUAGGUAGAAGGCAUCUACAUCUAGGUACAGUUUUACGUACUUGGCACAUAGUAUGUUUUUGUUAAGCCUGGUUCAGAUUAUUAUUUUAGUAAUAGUCCGAAUCUAGAAGUGGACUGUUUAAGGGUCAUCAGAGUUAUAUUCAGGAAGUCAUUAGAUAAGCUCUGAAAUUGAAAAUGUGGACUAAUAAAAAACAUGUUUGUUACAUCUUC